AUGAAUGAAAGAGCUUCUAUUAGCAUUGAGAGGUCAGAGAAAAGAAAGGUUAUCAUGGAAAAUCCAAAUGAAGCUAGCAGAGGCAGUAGUAGUACCGCACCUGCCAUUAUAGUUGAUGAGAGUGAAAGAUCUACUGUGGUCAUGGAGAGACCUCCAAAGUGGCUGCUGCCGAUACUAGUUGCGCUAGAAACCCAUCAACCUGAAACAAAGGAGCAUAUACAUAAGGUUCCACCAUUCCUGCAUGGCAUUGAAAAACACAAAGGCUGCUUUGAUCCCAUGAUGGUCUCUAUCGGUCCUUACCACCAUGGGAAAAAAGAGCUCGAAGAAGUAGAGAAGCUCAAGGCUUCAAUAGCAAAGGAGUUCAUCGACAAAGACAUUGACAAAUUAGACUGGUUUGAGGAAGUGGCUCGCAAUAAUAAGCUCAAUGAAACGAAGCUGAGGGCUCAUCAACUACCCUUCGUUUUAGGGGACUUGUUCUUGCUGGAGAACCAACUGCCCUUUCUAGUUCUUCAGGCCUUAAUGGACUUCAAAGGUAACAUAAGUGACUGGGAAGAUUGCAUCCAAAAAUUUGUAACAGAUAGUCGACUUAACCUCGACGGCUCCAGCCACUUGACAUCUUUCAAGAUAAAUGAUAGACAUCCUCACCUCCUUCACCUACUCCACAAGGUGCUCGCUGCUGGUGAAGAGAAGAUUGAAUUUCAAAAAAAACUGGGGCAUACGUUCCGUUCGGUCAUUGAGUUAAAAACAGGAGGGAUCGAGUUCAAGAAAAGCGAAAGUGGAAGGUUAAAAGAUGUCGAAUUACAAGUUCAUCGCUGUUAUGCAGACUUGUUUCUUCCUCAACUUGUUAUUGAUGACUUAGCCAAAGCCAAAUUGUUGAACUUGGUAGCAUAUGAAGCAUGCCCUAAUGGCCCAACUGACGACUCUAUAGUCACUUCAUACAUAUGUUUCCUGGAUGCACUCAUUGAUCAUGCUGAAGAUGUGAAAAAGCUGCGGUCACAGCAAAUACUCAUCAAUCUCCUUGGCAGCGACCAAGAAGUGGCUGAUCUCUUCAAUGAAUUGGCAAUCAAAUUGGUGCCAAGCCCAAGUAACUAUACUACUGUUAUGGACCAAAUUGAGGAUUGCUACACGUCCAAGUGGUUUAAAUGGGCACGUGAAAUUAGGAGCACACAUUUCAGUAGCCCCUUGACCGCAGUUGCAUCCAUUGUUGCAGCAGUAAUUAUCAUUCUCACCUUUGCGCAGGCUUACUUUGCUGUAUUCCCAAGAGGAGGAGGAGGCGGCGAUGAGAAUCGGAGAACUCCAAAACCUUCGAGGAAAAUUCAUUACAGCUGA
This is a messenger RNA of Telopea speciosissima, 1329 nucleotides long. RefSeq names its product UPF0481 protein At3g47200-like. NCBI's taxonomy places the organism in Eukaryota, Viridiplantae, Streptophyta, Magnoliopsida, Proteales, Proteaceae. The coding region runs from base 1 to 1329 and encodes 442 amino acids. The record is from RefSeq and is a predicted model, not a curated record. The transcript is spliced from 2 exons.